This is a messenger RNA of Hipposideros armiger (great roundleaf bat), 3352 nucleotides long. It is a transcript of the gene GRIPAP1, whose product is annotated as GRIP1 associated protein 1. Lineage: Eukaryota; Metazoa; Chordata; Mammalia; Chiroptera; Hipposideridae. The transcript is spliced from 25 exons. Gene Ontology annotation, biological process: regulation of recycling endosome localization within postsynapse; regulation of neurotransmitter receptor transport, endosome to postsynaptic membrane; regulation of modification of synaptic structure. The coding region runs from base 59 to 2656 and encodes 865 amino acids. Gene Ontology annotation, cellular component: postsynaptic recycling endosome; extrinsic component of postsynaptic early endosome membrane; glutamatergic synapse. The record is from RefSeq and is a predicted model, not a curated record.
ACAGGAGGGACGCGCUGCGUCUGCGCAGAAACCUGUCAGGGGGGUGGGGGGGAGGAACAUGGCGCAAGCUCUAUCUGAGGAGGAGUUUCAGCGGAUGCAGGCUCAGCUCCUGGAACUUCGGACAAACAACUAUCAGCUUUCAGAUGAACUACGCAAGAAUGGUGUUGAACUCACCAGUCUUCGACAGAAGGUCGCCUACCUGGAUAAGGAAUUCAGCAAGGCUCAGAAGGCACUGAGCAAGAGCAAGAAAGCUCAGGAAGUCGAGGGGCUGCUGAGUGAAAAUGAGAUGCUACAGGCAAAGCUGCACAGCCAGGAAGAGGACUUCCGUUUGCAGAACAGCACACUUAUGGCCGAAUUCAGCAAGCUCUGCAGCCAGAUGGAACAGCUGGAGCUGGAGAACCAGCAACUGAAGGAUGGGGCUGCCAGGGCAGGAGAUGCCCAAGCUGGGAGCCUUGUGGAUGGGGAGCUGCUGAGACUGCAGGCGGAAAACACGGCCUUGCAGAAGAAUGUGGCAGCCCUACAGGAACGCUAUGGGAAAGAGGUUGGGAAGUACUCAGCUGCCAAUGAAGGCCAAGGAGAGCCCACAGGGGACCUAUCCUCCACUGUCCUGUCCCCCAUGCCAUUGACAGAAGUGGAGCUGAAAUGGGAAAUGGAGAAGGAGGAAAAGAAAUUGCUCUGGGAGCAACUGCAAGGCCUGGAGAGCUUGAAGCAAGCGGAAACGUCCAGGCUACAGGAAGAACUUGCUAAGCUCUCCGAGAAACUGAAAAAGAAACAAGAAAGUUUUUGUCGUCUGCAGACAGAAAAGGAGACGCUAUUCAAUGACAGCAGGAACAAGAUUGAGGAGUUGCAACAGCGGAAGGAAGCUGAUCUCAAAGCCCAGUUGGCUCGAACUCAGAAGCUGCAGCAGGAACUCGAGACUGCCAAUCAGAGCUUAGCAGAACUGAGAGAUCAGCGGCAGGGAGAGCGGCUGGAGCAUGCGGCAGCUCUGCGAGCCCUACAAGAUCAGGUGUCCACCCAGAAUGCAGAUGCGCAGGAACAAGUGAAAGGUCUUUUGGCUGAGAACACUGCCUUGAGGACUAGCCUGGCUGCCCUGGAGCAGAUCCAAACAGCAAAGACCCAAGAACUGAAUAUGCUCCGGGAACAGACUGCUGAGCUGACAGCUGAGUUGCAGCAGCGGCAGAGUGAAUAUGAGGACCUCAUGGGACAGAAAGAUGACCUCAACUCCCAGCUCCAGGAGUCAUUACGGGCCAAUAGUCGGCUGCUGGAACAACUUCAAGAAAUCGGGCAGGAGAAGGAACAAUUAACCCAGGAACUCCAGGAGGCUCGGAAGAGUGCUGAUAAGCGGAAGGCCAUGCUGGAUGAGCUAGCCAUGGAGGCGCUGCAGGAGAAGUCCCAGCACAAGGAGGAGCUGGGAGCCGUCCGACUUCGGCAUGAGAAGGAGGUGCUGGGGGUACGCGCCCGCUAUGAGCGUGAGCUCCGUGAGCUGCAUGAAGACAAGAAGCGGCAGGAGGAGGAGCUCCGUGGGCAGAUCCGAGAGGAGAAGGCCCGAACACGGGAGAUGGAGAAUCUCCAACAGACAGUGGAAGAACUUCAAGCUCAGGUACACUCUAUGGAUGGAGCCAAGGGCUGGUUUGAACGGCGCUUGAAGGAGGCCGAGGAAUCUCUGCAGCAACAGCAGCAGGAACAAGAGGAAGCCCUGAAGCAGUGUCAGGAGCUGCAUGCCAGCGAGCUGAAGAGCAAGGAGGAAGAGCUACAGGGUGUUCAAGAUCAGCUCCAGCAGGCCCGAGAGGAGCGGGACUGCCAUUUGAAGACCAUCAGCAGCCUGAAGCAGGAGGUGAAGGACACAGUGGAUGGGCAGCGCAUCCUGGAGAAGAAGGGCAGUGCCGCGCUCAAGGACCUCAAGCGGCAGCUGCACCUGGAGCGGAAACGGGCGGAUAAGCUGCAAGAGCGGCUGCAGGACAUCCUCACCAACAGCAAGAGCCGCUCCGGCCUUGAGGAGCUGGUUCUCUCAGAGAUGAAUUCACCAAGCCGGACCCAGACUGGGGACAGCAGUAGUGUCUCCUCCUUCAGCUACCGGGAAAUCUUGCGAGAGAAGGAGAGCUCAACCAUUCCAGCCAGGUCCUUAUCCAGCAGCCCUCAGGCCCAGCCCCCGCGGCCAGCAGAGCUGUCAGAUGAGGAAGUGGCUGAGCUUUUUCAGCGCCUGGCAGAGACACAGCAGGAGAAAUGGAUGCUGGAGGAAAAGGUGAAGCACCUGGAGGUGAGCAGUGCCUCCAUGGCAGAGGACCUCUGCCGGAAGAGCGCCAUCAUUGAGACCUACGUCAUGGACAGCCGGAUCGAUGUGUCUGUGGCAGCAGGCCACACAGACCGCAGCGGGCUGGGCAGUGUCCUGAGAGACCUAGUGAAGCCAGGUGACGAGAACCUUCGGGAGAUGAACAAGAAGCUACAGAACAUGCUGGAGGAGCAGCUCACCAAGAAUAUGCAUCUGCACAAGGUGAAUGUGGCCUACCAGCCCGCCCAUCUUCCCAUCCAGCCACCUGCCUCCCUAGCCACACAGCCCCUAGGUCAUCUGCCAGUCCCCCACCCACUCACCGCAUUCACCAACCACUCCUUCAUCCUAUCUUCCCAUCCUCCCGUCAACUUACUAUUGUCAGUUUAGUCAUUCACUCUUCCCUGUGUCCUUGCAUCCACCUCACUCAUCCAUUCAUACACACAUCCACCCAACUCUCCCUUCAACCCACCCUACUAUUUGCCCAUCUGCUCUCUACCCAUCUAAUCAUCUGCCCCAUGUCUCCACCCAUUUCCUGACCUACCGCUCUCUCUUGCUUACCUACUCACCAAUCACCCCUUGCCAUAGCUUUUCCUCACCCAUCCAGUGAUGUGCCUGCUUACCUGUUGUCCUCUAUCUGUCCUCUGAACAGUUCAUUUGUUCACCUACUUGCCUACCAUGGAUCCCCCAUGCAUCCACCCACACAUCCACUUGCCCAUCCUGCCACCCAAAUAUUUCCCCCAUCUAUGGGGGGUCAGAAAGGAUGUAGAUCUGGCCCCUGCUUCUGAGAAGCAUGCUCACCAUUUAGUAGAAAGAAGGUGUCAAGGGCGGGGGUCAUAUCCUCCAGCACACCAUGCAUGCUAGCUUUUCCACUCCCAUAUUUAUACCCCUAGCUCCAGAGGCUCCUACUCCCUCACACACGCACCUUUCCCAAGCCCAGCUCACUGCUGGGGGCUCAAUGAGCUUCUCCAAAUACCUUCCUGUUCCAGGCUAGACAUAGCUGGGCAUUGAUUAAUAGGGUCAGAAGGAUGACACCCCAGGCUUGGGGAGGGAGCUUCCCCCGCUGCCCUCUCUGGCCCCUGAUGG